This is a messenger RNA of Aphidius gifuensis, 1522 nucleotides long. RefSeq lists its product as uncharacterized. Lineage: Eukaryota; Metazoa; Arthropoda; Insecta; Hymenoptera; Braconidae. The record is from RefSeq and is a predicted model, not a curated record. The coding region runs from base 376 to 1422 and encodes 348 amino acids. Gene Ontology annotation, cellular component: cytosol. The transcript has 7 exons.
AUGACACUUGGGCGCGUGUUUUGUAUUUACCAUUUAGAAUUUGUAAUUCAUCGAAAAUGUCUGACAAUUAGUCAAUAGAAAUUAAGCAUUUUUUUUUAAAUUUAAUUAUUAAUAUUAAAUAAACCAUUUGUUAAUAAUAAUAUUAAAAAUAUUGGGCAAUUUAUUUUGAUUUAUUUUAAGGCUCCAGUGGAUAAAAAUUUCCAACAAAAAAAAAGAGAGAGGGAUGCGCAGUUUGGAUUUGCGCAGUUUCUAUCUCUCUUGACGGUUUUAAAAAUAUAUAUAUUUUUUUUAACGGUUAAUAAGUAGCAAAAAAAAAGUCACUUAAUAAUAUAUAUUUGAAAAAAAAAUAAUUAGAAAGUUUUUCUUUUGAAGAUCAUGGAUGAUGAUAUACUUCAAAAAGCCAAAGACUUGCUGAUAGAAGAUGAUUCAAUUGACAAGGUUGAACAAGUCCAGAUUAAAAUUGAUAAUUUUCUGGAUGUUAUUAAAGAAAAAAUUAUAGAAACAUCAGUUGAUUGUGACAUUGACAAGGUUUAUGAUGAAAUGAAAGAGUUUAUGGCAAAGUUUUACGAUGUCCAGACACUUUUGAUAAAUUCAAGAAAUGAAAGUUGUAAAAAAGUUGUUGAACUGGAGGCAAAAUACAGUCAAUUGUAUAAAAAAUGGCAACAAGAACAAAUGAAAGCUCAAGAAUUACAAAAUACAAAUAGAGAAUUGUCACAAGAGCUACAAAGUCAAAAUAAAUUUUCAACCAAUAUGGGAUCAGUCACCAGUAAUUUAUUAUGUUUAUCAUCAAAAGUAUCACAAAUGGUUAAACUUUGGUUAACAGAGGAUCCAAAAAAAGUUGGUGAAUUAUUUGUUACAACAUCAACAAUAUUAGCAAGUUUUAUCACAUAUUUUAGUGAUGAAUAUCCAGAAGCAAAUUGUGAUGAUUUUCAUCUUGUUAAAUCAUUACUUGGAACAGUAUCAAAUAUAUCAUCAAUAACAUUGGGUCGUAGUUUUAUGACAACACAUCCUGAUGGACAAAAAUUAACAGCUCAAAUAAUUCAAGUUAUUCAUAAAGUUCCUGAAAUACCAUCUGGUAUUACAAUGAAAAAAUUAUUGAUAUCAAUUAUUUACAAUGUAAGUCUUGCACAACCAGGUCUACCAUUUUUAAUACAUCACAAAGUUUACAAUGUCAUUCCAAAUUGUCUGACUGAUUCAACUCUAGAUGUUGAUAAAAAAUUACAAUUAAAAGCUCUACAUCUUUUACAAUCUUUGACAUUUGAUUUAAAAGAUUUUUCGUUAUUAGAAUUAAUAUUAUCAUCAAUACCACGUGAGACUAUUGAAGGCUUAACAAAAUCAGAUAAUAGUCAUGUUGCUAAAGCUGCUGAUGAAAUAUUAGUUAAUAUAAAAAAAUGUCAUGAAUAUGCUGAUACAUGGGAGUAAUAGAAGCUGGGUAGCCAAGGCAUUUGUGAAAAGUAUAACAGUUUUCGAGGACGCCAGGAAGGAACAGAAGGCGACGGCCGGCGUCGGUUUAUUGAUCCCG